Messenger RNA from Carassius auratus (goldfish), 2089 nucleotides. RefSeq names its product prostaglandin G/H synthase 2-like. The record is from RefSeq and is a predicted model, not a curated record. Gene Ontology annotation, cellular component: cytoplasm; neuron projection. Gene Ontology annotation, molecular function: peroxidase activity; oxidoreductase activity, acting on single donors with incorporation of molecular oxygen, incorporation of two atoms of oxygen; heme binding. The transcript has 9 exons. Lineage: Eukaryota; Metazoa; Chordata; Actinopteri; Cypriniformes; Cyprinidae. Bases 1 to 1806 code for a protein of 601 amino acids. Gene Ontology annotation, biological process: response to oxidative stress; cyclooxygenase pathway.
AUGAAUAAACUGAUUUGCCUGGUCUUACUUUCAAGCUUUUGGAUCUUUCCCGGUGAAGGAUACGAACCUUGCUGUGCACAGCCUUGCCAAAACCAGGGUGUGUGUUUAUCCAAGGGUGCUGAUGCUUAUGAAUGUGACUGUACCAGGACAGGAUAUUAUGGUGAAAACUGUACUACCCCUGAACUUCUCACACUUAUCAAAUCAACUCUGAAACCCAGCCCAAAUAUAGUGCAUUAUCUUUUAACCCAUUAUAAAUGGAUCUGGGACAUCAUCAACAACAUCUCCUUCCUGAGAGAUGCUAUAAUGAGAUAUGUCCUGACAUCAAGGUCCCAUUUGGUCAACAGUCCACCGACGUACAAUUCAGAUUACAACUACAAAAGCUGGGAAGUGUAUUCUAACUUGUCCUAUUACUCCCGCACCCUUGCCCCAUUGUCCAAGAACUGCCCUACACCCGAUCUCCCAAAUGCAAAGCAGGUGGUGGAGAGGGUGCUGGUGAGGAAACAGUUCAUCCCUGAUCCACAGAGGACCAGUCUCAUGUUUGCUUUCUUCGCCCAGCAUUUCAGUCAUCAGUUCUUCAAGUCAGACUUUAAAAAAGGACCAGCCUUCACCAAAGCCCUGGGCCAUGGAGUGGAUUUGGGGCAUAUUUAUGGAGAGACGCUGGAGAGACAACACAAACUUCGUCUAUUUAAAGAUGGAAAGCUAAAGUAUCAGGUUGUGGAUGGUGAGGUGUAUCCUCCAUUGGUGAAGGAUGUCCAGGUGGAGAUGCACUAUCCUCCUCACGUCCCAGAGGAACAGCGAUUUGCUGUGGGCCACGAGGCCUUCGGUCUGGUUCCAGGUUUGAUGAUGUAUGCCUCCAUUUGGCUUCGUGAACACAACCGCGUCUGUGACAUCAUGAAGCAAGAGCAUCCCGACUGGGACGACGAGAGGAUCUUCCAAACCACUCGUCUCAUCCUGAUUGGUGAGACCAUCAAAAUCGUGAUCGAGGACUAUGUUCAGCACCUGAGUGGCUACCACUUCAAGCUCAAGUUUGACCCGGAGCUUCUCUUCAGUGAGCGCUUCCAGUACCAGAACCGCAUCGCAGCUGAAUUCAACACUCUGUAUCACUGGCACCCGCUGAUGCCCGACAGCUUUCAGAUCCAGGACCAGGUCUACGGCCACCACCAGUUUGUGUUUAACAACUCGAUUUUAACCAAACACGGCAUCCGCAACAUGGUGGAAUCCUUCACCAAACAGGUUGCUGGAAGGGUUGCUGGUGGACGUAACCUGCCUGCUGCAGUUCAAGGAGUGGCUGUUAAAACUCUAGAGCAUUCCAGAGAGAUGGGCUACCAUUCUUUAAAUGCCUACCGGAAACGCUUCAACAUGAAGCCCUACUCCUCUUUUGAAGAUAUGACAGGAGACAAGGAGCUGGCAGCCGAAAUGAAGGAGCUGUACGGUCACAUAGACGCGGUUGAGCUGUAUCCUGGGCUUCUUGUGGAGAAACCCCGACCCGACGCUGUGUUCGGGGAGACUAUGGUGGAGAUGGGAGCGCCCUACUCUCUCAAAGGCCUCAUGGGAAAUGCUAUUUGUUCUCCUGAAUACUGGAUGCCGAGCACGUUUGGUGGGAAAGUGGGAUUUGACAUUGUUAACACAGCCUCAUUGAAGAAGCUGGUGUGCAUGAAUAUCAAGGGACCUUGUCCGAUGGUGUCCUUUCAGGUGCCUGAUGUGAAAUAUCAGAGUGCAGAAAAUGUGAAUUCAAGCUCAGUGCACUCCACACAAAAUCAUAUUAACCCAAUGGUUGUUUUGAACGAGCGAAGUUCAGAGCUCUAAACGAUUUUGAAGGCCUCACUGCCUUCAUCAGGAUACUUGAUGUUAUAUUUGUUAUUUAUUUAGUUUAUUUAAGUAAUUUAUUUCAAAGUGUAUUUAUUGCUGGGUUUUUGUAUUGCUAUUGACUUGCAGAUGCAUUUUUAUUUAUUUAUUUUUUUUUUACAAAUACUUGAAAGUCACAUGAGGUUGACUCCUUUUAGACAGAUUUGGAUAUGCACAUUCCAAGUGCAAAUGUUGUGAAUAAUGUGCAUUUCUUGAAUAAAGACAUUUUGAUAUUUUAUUGAUA